Chelonus insularis is the source of this 2181-nucleotide messenger RNA. It is a transcript of the gene Edem1, whose product is annotated as ER degradation-enhancing alpha-mannosidase-like protein 2. Gene Ontology annotation, molecular function: calcium ion binding; mannosyl-oligosaccharide 1,2-alpha-mannosidase activity. Bases 177 to 2108 code for a protein of 643 amino acids. The record is from RefSeq and is a predicted model, not a curated record. The transcript has 3 exons. Gene Ontology annotation, biological process: carbohydrate metabolic process; mannose trimming involved in glycoprotein ERAD pathway; endoplasmic reticulum mannose trimming. NCBI's taxonomy places the organism in Eukaryota, Metazoa, Arthropoda, Insecta, Hymenoptera, Braconidae. Gene Ontology annotation, cellular component: membrane; endoplasmic reticulum.
CAAAUAAAUAAAUAAAAAUUCUUACAAAAAAUAUCUGGACAUCUGAACAAAGAGCUAGAGGUCGUGAUGUGCGAUACCUGUUGUAGGCCAGUGAAAUUAUUUUUUUGAAGGCCAAAAAGCGUUUAGUUGCUUGGAUAAACAAUUGAUGAAAAACUGUAUAAAUUUAAUAACCAGUCAUGAUGUUCUACAGGUUAAUAUUUUUAUUAUUCUUAAUAUCAUUUUCUCAAUCAAAGGAGAAGUAUAAAAAAAAAGACUUAAUAGUACUCCGAGAAGAAGUAAGAUCGAUGUUUGAUCAUGCCUAUUCAAGUUAUUUAAAAUAUGCUUAUCCAUAUGAUGAACUACGAUCCCUAAGUUGUGAUGGUUUUGAUACCUGGGGAAGUUUUUCCCUAACUCUAAUAGACGCCCUAGACACAUUAGCUGUAAUGGGUAAUUUCUCGGAAUUCCGUCGAGUCGCUGAAAUAAUAAGUGCUCGAGAGAACUUCGAAGCCAACAUAAAUGUAUCUGUUUUCGAGACAAACAUCAGAGUAGUCGGAGGAUUAUUAAGUGCGCAUUUAUUAAUGAAAAAAGCCAAAAUGAAUCUACCUCCAGGUUGGCCAUGUAAUGGACCACUACUUAGACUCGCCGAAGACAUGGCGAAACGCCUUUUAGUGGCGUUUGAUACACCAACAGGUAUGCCUUACGGCACAGUAAACUUAAAAUACGGUGUUCCCCCAGGAGAGACCAGCAUAACUUGUACAGCAGGUAUAGGAACAUUUAUUCUAGAGUUUGGUACCCUGUCAAGACUUACUGGGAAUCCCGUGUAUGAAGAGGUGGCCAUGAACGCCAUCAAAGCCCUCCAAUACUACAAGUCUAAAAUCGGUUUAGUUGGGAAUCAUGUUGAUGUUUUGACUGGUCAUUGGACCGCUAGAGAUUCUGGGAUUGGUGCUGGUGUUGACUCUUAUUUUGAAUAUCUAGCUAAAGGAACCCUUUUGUUCCAAAGUCCUCUGCUAGCUGGAAUAUUCCACGAGCAUAAGAGAGCCAUUGAAAAGUACAUCCGACGUGAGGAUUGGCAUCUUUGGGUGUCAAUGAAUGAGGGCCAAGUUACACUACCAGUGUUUCAGUCAUUAGACGCUUAUUGGCCAGGUGUUUUAAGUCUUAUUGGUGAGACUGCUGAUGCCAUGAAAUUCCUUCAUAACUAUCACCGAGUCUGGAAGCAAUUUGGGUUCACUCCGGAGCUCUAUAACAUCGCUCAAGCUGAAGCGGGGACCAAUAGAGAAGGGUAUCCAUUGCGACCGGAGCUCAUUGAGUCGGUGAUGUAUCUUUAUAGAGCUACCAAAGAUCCUUAUUUAAUUCAAGUUGGAGUUGAUAUACUUCGUAGUCUUCAGCACAGUGCUAAGACCACUUGUGGGUAUGCGACAAUCAAUGAUGUUAGGGAUCAUCGGAAAGCUGAUAGAAUGGAAUCAUUCUUCCUCGCGGAGACGACCAAGUAUUUGUAUCUGCUUUUUGAUUCGGAUAAUUUUAUUCAUGGGAAUGGACAGGCUGGUGAAAUACACAAAACACAUUGGACUGAUUGUGUUAUUUAUGCUGGAGGGUAUGUUUUUAACACCGAAGCUCAUCCUAUUGAUCCUGGAGCUCUUAGUUGUUGCAGACCUCAACAAAGUUUGCUGCUAGAUCGGUCUGAUAUUAAACAAAAAAUCAAGAUCUUUCGGGGAAGUAAAAAAAAGGUAGUAAAUGAUCAGAAAGAAGCUCAAGGAGUUGGAAAUGAUGGUGAUGAUGAUGCUGGAAAGAAAAGUGAUGAUGAAAAGGAUAGUGAUCAGAGUAUUAUGAUAGAUAAUAGCACUUUGGAGAUGAGGAAAGAGAGUGUUGAUGAAACUGAAAGGAAAGAAGGUGGAGUUUUAGGACCAGAUGUUAAUAAAGGUGUUGAUUCUGGUAAUGAUUAUAAUAAUACUCAAUAUGAAAAAUCAACAAAUGUUCAUGAUUUUGAAUUUUUGCCUAAUAUUUUGCACGAGAGAUUGAAAAAUCAAAAUUUGUAUCCUAUUAAUGAAACUAUGAGUGAAGACUAUCAAGUCUUGUCGUGUGAAUCACAGCCUUUCCUUCAACGAAUUUCAAUUGUUGGUGAAUUUUUCUGAUAUGAUUUCAUGUUGUUGUUAAAUGUCAACAUCACGAAACAGCACUGAUUGAAUAAAUUUAUUUUUUAAAAUA